Molecule: messenger RNA, 1779 nt
Organism: Penicillium soppii
Lineage: Eukaryota; Fungi; Ascomycota; Eurotiomycetes; Eurotiales; Aspergillaceae
Exons: 5
Coding region: 1-1779 (592 amino acids)
Biological process (GO): secondary metabolic process
Molecular function (GO): CoA-ligase activity
Source: RefSeq, a predicted model, not a curated record
AUGCAAUCUUCAAAGCAAUCAUCAUUGGUCACUUCAAGGUGGAAUGUCCUGAUUCCUUUCUGCUCCUUGCCAUAUUUUGUCUUUGGUGCUCCUCAUGAAAGUGUCAGCACCAACAAGGUGCUUAUUGACACGCUUCGACCGGAAGACCGUUCUUUAUCUCUAGCAGAAUACCGCAAUCUUUCUAUCCGUGUCGCAGUAGGGUUGCAGCGGCUGGGGGUCCAACCCAAGGAUCGAGUCUUAUGCCUCUCAGGCAACUCAAUAACAUAUGCGGCGCUUCUGAUGGGCACCAUCAUGGCGGGAUGUAUUUUUGUACCUGGUCAACCUGGCUAUGGCCAACGAGAGUUGGAAAGAUUACUCACGGUUGCAAAGCCUUCUGUAAUUCUGACACAACGGGCGCAAACAGAUGCUCUGUUGCGCGCUGCGGGAACAACCUCAUGCCCAGCUCUAGAGCGACUAUCCAUAUUUAUCUUUGACGAUGAUAUUAUCGACGGCACAGGCAAGCCUUACCUUGAUGUUCUUCACUGGCAGCAGAUGGUGAGCUCCCCAGUCGAGAUCGACUGGAAGUAUCCCGAAAUCAGAUCCGCGUAUGAUUACAACAGCACCAUUGUCAUAAUGUUCACAUCAGGUACAACCGGUGAUCCCAAGGGGGUCGAAAUUUCUCACUGCAACUAUAUCUCGGCUGCCGUGAGUUAUAUGCAACGAGUAUCUCUCCAUCCAGACUGGAAACAGUCCACGCAAGACACAGCAAAGAAUAAAACCCCGAUCCGUGCAUUAGGCGCACUCGGGAUGCACCAUAUCCUUGGUCAGCGAUCUUAUAGCGUCAUCUUUCCCAAGCUUGGAAUUCCGCUUUAUCUGUUAGGUCAGCCAAAUCCGCAAGAUAUAAUGGAUGCUGUGGAGAAAUUUGAGAUUUCCGAUGCAAUUGUCAGAAGCUCCAUGCUUACCGAGAUUGCGAAAAACCCUACUAUCACUCGUGGAAAAGAUUUGAGAUCCCUGAGGAGGGUGGAGGCGUGUGCAGCACCGAUGGAUCAGUCAACAAAAAUCGCCCUGGAAAAUUUGGGGAUUGGGCGGAUUACCCGAGUAUGGGGAUUGACCGAACUCGGGUUGAUUACUGGUCAUUAUAUGGGCAUCCCCUCGAUUUCCGAAUCUGUAGGAGAACUGCAUGCCAACUUCGAGGGCAAGGUGACCGACCCCAACGAGCCUACUCGGAUUGUCGACCGCAAUACCAUUGGCGAUAUUUGGAUCCGUGCACCUAGCCGUAGCAUCGGGUAUUAUAAAAAUCCAGGUGCCACCAGAGAGGUAUCUGGAGCCGGUGGGUGGUUUCCCACUGGAGAUGUAGGAUAUGUUGAUGAGGAAGGAAAAUGGUUCAUCGUGGAUCGUAAGAAGGACCUGAUCAAAGUGAACGGCAACCAUGUGGCACCGACCGAGCUUGAAGCCGCUUUGCUUCGCCAUCCGGACAUCGUUGAUGUUGGAAUCAUUGGCGUUGCUGUGAACCAAGAUGAAGGGCCACGGGCUUAUAUUCAGACUACCCCUAAUUCAGUUCUAUCCGCCGCAGAAGUUCACCACUUCAUGGCCGACAAAGUUGCUCCAUAUAAGUAUCUUUCUGGGGGUAUCUCAUUCAUUCCAAGCAUCCCACGAAACCAAAAUGGAAAGAUCCUACGUGCAGAGCUUCGAGAAUUGGCUAAAAUGGAUCUUGGUGGCUCAGGGGGUCACUACCACGGAAUAUGCGCAGCUUAUCCUCCUGCGCUACAUACACCUCCGCCCACUUCGAUUCUCUCAUGA